Messenger RNA from Rhodamnia argentea, 1148 nucleotides. RefSeq names its product mitochondrial inner membrane protease subunit 2. The transcript is spliced from 5 exons. Bases 357 to 866 code for a protein of 169 amino acids. Gene Ontology annotation, molecular function: serine-type endopeptidase activity. Gene Ontology annotation, cellular component: mitochondrial inner membrane peptidase complex; membrane. Gene Ontology annotation, biological process: mitochondrial respiratory chain complex assembly. NCBI's taxonomy places the organism in Eukaryota, Viridiplantae, Streptophyta, Magnoliopsida, Myrtales, Myrtaceae. The record is from RefSeq and is a predicted model, not a curated record.
UUUCCAGCUUUUGUUCUUCUCUGAUCAUUGCGUUGAUUUGAUUGAGCUUUCCUGUAGUCUUCUUGCUUGUGCAAUUUCCAGUAAAUGGCGAUUCGAUUGUAUAUGCUUUGGGAUUUGACUAGGCAAGGCCUGUCUGGCCUAUUUUGACGUGAAAUGGUGGUGAUGUUACGGGUUCGUUGGGGAAAUGUGGCUUGGUUUCUCGGUCGGCGAUGCUUUAUGGAUAUGUAGCUCGUCUCCUCUGUAUUUCUGAGUAUGGCACUUCUUGUUCAUGUGGUGCUUGCAGUUGAUCAUACUGCAUGAUAUAGAUGGCUGGGAGUAGUUAAUGAAGGUUGUCCAAUUUACAACAGUACUUUGCUAUGGGAACACGAAGCCUCUUAUGGGAUAUCACAAAAAAGUAUCUUACAGUUGGUUUGGUUGGGCUUACUAUUUCAGAUCGAUAUGCAAGUAUAGUGUCUAUUCGUGGCUCCUCUAUGUCUCCUGCAUUUAAUCCCGGAAGUGACACCAAUGACUAUGUGUUGUUGGAGAAAUUCUGUCUUGAUAAGUACAGAUUUUCAGAUGGUGAUGUUGUAGUCUUCAGCUCGCCUAACAAUCACAAGGAGAAACACAUAAAGAGGAUAAGAGCAUUGCCAGGUGACUGGAUAGAAACACCUAAUUUGGAUGUGUUGAAAGUUCCGGAAGGACACUUUUGGGUUGAGGGAGAUAAUUCAGUUUCUAGUCUGGAUUCAAGAUCCUUUGGCCCGAUCCCUCUAGGUUUGAUUCGUGGAAGAGUGACCCACAUUGUGUGGCCACCUAAGAGAAUGGAUCGCGUUGAAAGAGAAACUAAUCAGCGUCUUUCCCCCAUACAAGAUAGGCCCAAAUUCUACUGAGGCUGGAGUUAUUCUGUUGAUUGUCUUAUGGGUUCUCUUCUAAGCAUCAACCCGAUUUUAUACGCAGUUCUUUUUCAUGAGUCAACCAUUCAAUUUUGGCUUCGUUCUGUGAUUCUCAACUUCCUUUAUCAGUUUUUGAAGUUCUCUGGUGUAAAACAGGCUAUUGUAAGUUUCUUUCUUCUGUUUCAUAUCACCAAUUUUCUACUUCAAGAGAUUAGUCAAUAUUUUUGGAGAAACAGGAGGAAAUUUUUUUAAUGUUCAUGUUAGGCAUCUGUUGAUUCA